AUGUCGACAACUGCUUAUCGAAGUACUCAUUCAUCAAGAUCAUUUACACAGAAGCAUAUUCAAACAUCAUCUACCAAUGCUAUUCUUCCUACGAUGACAAACGAUCGUACACGAUUUCAAUCACCAACAAAUAAUAUCCCUCCACCAGUACCACGUAUACGUGAAUCAUUAUCAACUAAUUCAAUAACAUCCACAAAAACGUCAUCAUCAAUAAGUCAAUCUCCAUCACUUCCAUUUCAAUCAUUUUCAUCGGUCAAUUCUUCAAAUAAAAACUCAACAAAUAAAAUCUCCAAACAACCAUAUACAUUUAGUAAUCCACCACGUGAACUUCAACGACAAUCUGUACAAAAUAUGAAAUAUUUACGUAGUAGUCAUUUACGUCAACGUGUUUCAUCAGCACCAGAUGAAAAUUCAUCUCAAAAUUCCCCACGUUCAGUUAUAAAUCAACAAAAACCAUCAUCAGCUAAUGAAUCAUCAACACCACGUUCACAUGAUGAUAAUCAUAUUCAACAAUUACCAAAAAAUCAUUUAUUAAAACGUGAUGAACAACAAAAAAGUUCAUUAAAUGCUUUAAUUAAAGAACAAGAACGAUCAAAAGUUCCUAAAGCCGUACAAAAACGACGAAUUAUUUUACUGUUUCGUCGUUUACCAUCCUCAACAUCACCAUUAAUAUCACCAAGACAGCUACAAAAUUCUUCACCAAUUAAACCAGAUAAAAUUUCAAAUGACAUUCAUCAACAAGAUAAAAAGGCUCAUGAUGAAAUUCAACGUUUUACAAAUAAUACAAGUGAAAAUUUUCUUAUUUAUUUUUACAAAAACUUUUCAAUUAUUUCUAUUUAUUUUAAAGCAUUUUCAUCAUCAGAUUCAUGUACUAAUGAUCCAUUUCAUGGUUUUGAUCAAGCUGAAAUAGCCGAUUCAAAACAAAUAGCUGCUAUACUUGCUAAUAUACAAUCAUCAGAUGAAUGGAUUCCUAAUACAGUCAAUGGUGGAAUUUCUCCACGACACCAACAAAAAACUUUUGAUCCAACAAAAUAUGAAUAUGUUACAAAAAAUUCUUUAGAUACAACAACAUUUAAACUUUCGCCACGUACAUUAAAACCUGAUGAAGAUUUAGCAGCUCGUUCACGUUUUUCACUAAAUUAUCGUUAUGAAAUGCUUUCAAGUGCUAAUGCACAAAUACCACCAUUAAUGGCUUCAAUUGUUACUGAAAAUAAUAAUAAUAUUGGAACUGGUACUGUUAGUGAAAAAACUUUUACAUUUAGAUUAAACCCAACAACUACAAUGAAGAAACAAAGUUCACUUGAUGAUAUUGAACCAAUGCCAUCAACUAUGGAUGGUGAACAAGUCCAAUUAUGUUUUGAUGAAAUACUUAAAUGCUUCUAUGAUCCAAAUACAGGCACAUAUUAUGAAUUGACGUCUGCAUAA
Molecule: messenger RNA, 1425 nt
Organism: Rotaria sp. Silwood1
Lineage: Eukaryota; Metazoa; Rotifera; Eurotatoria; Philodinida; Philodinidae
Source: the annotation of a GenBank genome assembly